AGAGAGAAGUGCGGGGUAACCUAUGGAUACUCGAUUGCUAUCAGAGAUGAUGAAUAACACGAAUCCAUUACAGACGACUGCGUCCCUCUCUGCACAGCCCCCUAGCCCUGUGACUACCUCUAUAAAAGAAGGGGACCUGGAUGUCCCUCUAAGCUGACCCGUUCCCUCCCAUCCUCUGCAGAAGUCGGCAGCAGGAGUUCGGAGCCCCACCAUGCCGGUGUUCACGUCGCUAUUUGGGAGCAGCAUUCACACAGCCCUCCUACUCAUCCUUACAGCGCUCAGGGGAGAGGCCAGGUACAUCGAGAAAAACGGACCCGUGGAAGAAGACCGUUUUUCACUGUGGAGAACUGAACUCAAACGAGAAUUGACUCCUGAACAUCUGUACCACCGAUCAUUAAAAUGCAUCGACAUGGUCAGCGUAGAGGGGCAGUUCACCUUCAAUGCCGACCAGCCUCAGCUGCAUUGUGCCAUAUUCUUCAUUGGCGAUCCAGAAGAACUGAUCAGUAUCGAAUACAGUUUUACAAACCUUGAUUGCCAAGGAGGAGAUCUUUUCAAGAUAUUUGAUGGUUGGAUAAUGAAUGGAGAGAAGUUCCCCAGCUCAAUAGAUCAUCCACUUUCUACCUCUGAACGUUAUGUAGACUUGUGCGACAGUGGCAAUAUCGGAACGACUAUCACAUCAUCCCAAAAUGUGGCCAUGUUAUUCUUCAGGGUUCAUUCACCUGGCAAUGGAUUUACUAUAAUUGUCAAGAAAAUUAACAAUCUCUUUCCUUGUAAUGUGAUAUCUCAGAGUCCCAAUGGAAGAUUCACACUGUUAGUUCCUCAUCUUCACAGAAACUGUAGUUUCUCUAUCAUUUACCCAGUGGAACUUGAAAUAUCUGAGCUCACUCUGGGCCACUUCAAUGAUCUGCUCAUAAAGAAGCAGGCAGCAAGCUGCAGCGGACAAGGUGACUUUGUAGAACUACUGGGCGGCAAUGGGCUGGACCCUUCAAAAAUGCAUGCUGUGGCUGAUUUAUGCUACUCUUUUAAUAGUCCAGCUCAAAUGAAGAUUGGCUGUGACAAUUCUGUAGUGCGUAUGGUGUCUAGUGGCAAAUACAUCAAUCGUGUGACUAUUGAAUAUCGUCAGAUUGAUCUGCGUGAAUUGCCAAAACCAAAAGGAAACAGUAUAGAAAGCUUCUGUUUUCCCACUGACUGAGCCAUGAAGCAUACAAUGUUUUUUCAGUAUUAGAAUAAAUCCUG
Messenger RNA from Protopterus annectens (West African lungfish), 1236 nucleotides. It is a transcript of the gene CRHBP, whose product is annotated as corticotropin releasing hormone binding protein. The coding region runs from base 212 to 1192 and encodes 326 amino acids. The record is from RefSeq and is a predicted model, not a curated record. Gene Ontology annotation, molecular function: corticotropin-releasing hormone binding. The transcript has 7 exons. NCBI's taxonomy places the organism in Eukaryota, Metazoa, Chordata, Ceratodontiformes, Protopteridae. Gene Ontology annotation, biological process: negative regulation of corticotropin secretion; hormone-mediated signaling pathway; negative regulation of corticotropin-releasing hormone receptor activity.